AAAGAAUUGAAGUUACAAAAAUAUAAAAAACAAGUAGUCCUUAAUAUGGCCACAUGGCUAAUGGCUCAGCGUCACGCUCAGAACCGACUACCCAUUUUUACCCUUAUGCCUUUGUUGGAAGGAAAAGUUGAUAAAACGACCUGAAAUAUUUGUUUUUCAGUUAACCAGAGAUCCCUCCUCUUUCCUUGCUGUCACCGCUCGAGAAUGGCUCUUCUAGCUCGAAACGCCAAUCGCAUCGUCCAAACGGCGCCGUACCAGAGGGCGGGCUUGGCCGCGGCAAUUCACACCACCCUCCCGGCGGCUUUCUCCCAACAGGCCUCCGCACCGUCGACUUACGCCGGGGCACCUCCUCCAUCCAACUCUUCCCCCACCGGACUUCCCAAGGCGGCGGAAUAUGUGAUCUCUAAGGUCGAUGAUCUGAUGAACUGGGCCCGCCGGGGUUCCAUUUGGCCCAUGACUUUUGGCCUCGCUUGCUGCGCCGUCGAAAUGAUGCACACCGGCGCCGCUCGUUACGAUUUGGACCGAUUUGGGAUCAUCUUCAGGCCGAGCCCUAGGCAGUCCGAUUGUAUGAUUGUUGCCGGAACCCUCACCAACAAGAUGGCUCCUGCUCUUCGCAAAGUCUACGAUCAAAUGCCUGAGCCUAGGUGGGUGAUAUCAAUGGGAAGCUGUGCAAAUGGUGGUGGGUACUACCAUUAUUCAUAUUCUGUUGUUAGAGGCUGUGAUCGAAUUGUCCCAGUCGACAUUUAUGUUCCUGGUUGUCCACCUACUGCCGAGGCUCUUCUCUAUGGUCUCCUACAGCUGCAGAAGAAAAUCAACAGGCGCAAGGAUUUCCUUCAUUGGUGGACAAAGUAAAGGCGAUGGGAGAACCUGAAACUGAACGCACCUUUUAAGUUGCCAUGAACCUUUGUAUGUUCUUGAAUUUCAAAGAAAGGGAUGUUGCUGGAGACUUGUAUGGUUUCUCUCGUAAAAAUUUUCAGUCGAUAAUAAAAACACAAUGUGUUCAAGUCGCAGUUGUUUUGGAUUGUAAAACAUCGCAGCUUGCAUCUGCUUGUAUUUUGUAUGGUCUUGACUCUUGAGCAGCUUUGCUACAAUCCAUUAUAUUUUACUCUGUUCUCUUUUUUUUUUUUAUCUUUAAUUAUAUACUACUAUUUUAUCUAUAUUUUCAAAAACACCUAAUACAUGUACUCUAUAUUCUUCUCGUCAAUAGUCAAUAUACUAUUACCGUACGUAUCUUCGAGACCAAGAAGUAAAAAUUACUUUCCAC
Oldenlandia corymbosa var. corymbosa is the source of this 1264-nucleotide messenger RNA. The record is from the annotation of a GenBank genome assembly. NCBI's taxonomy places the organism in Eukaryota, Viridiplantae, Streptophyta, Magnoliopsida, Gentianales, Rubiaceae.